Messenger RNA from Perkinsus marinus ATCC 50983, 423 nucleotides. RefSeq lists its product as hypothetical. The record is from RefSeq and is a predicted model, not a curated record. The transcript has 2 exons. Lineage: Eukaryota; Perkinsozoa; Perkinsida; Perkinsidae. Bases 1 to 423 code for a protein of 140 amino acids.
AUGGCUAACCAAAACAACAACUCGUCAUUUACUUUGAGCUAUGCCGAGUUCAAAGCCGAUUCAGAGAGGAAACAUGCACACUUCGGGGAUGUUCCCGACCCUUCGGUGAAAAGAAGUCACACUUCAGAUGUGGUACCACCACAGGAGAGCCGGUUUGUGCGGCCUCGUACUGACUCUGAAUUCAGGGAUGCGUCUCCUACCAGAAUUCCUCGAGAUGUUUACGAGGAAGUGAGUGUUGAUAACGAUAUGGCAGUUUAUGUCGAUAUUGGCGGUUUUCAGCAAAACGUGAAGCGUGCUGCGACGGACGGCGCAUUGGCCUUGGAAGCCACUCGAGCACAAGUAGAGUUGGCAUUGGAGUCGCAUGAUCAGUUCUUUCGUGGCCACGAUGAGACAUUGGCUAAUAUAGAGGAUCCCAGAAAGUAG